Messenger RNA from Andrographis paniculata, 614 nucleotides. RefSeq names its product transcription factor MYBS2-like. The transcript has 2 exons. The record is from RefSeq and is a predicted model, not a curated record. NCBI's taxonomy places the organism in Eukaryota, Viridiplantae, Streptophyta, Magnoliopsida, Lamiales, Acanthaceae. Gene Ontology annotation, molecular function: DNA binding. Bases 43 to 504 code for a protein of 153 amino acids. Gene Ontology annotation, biological process: response to ethylene; response to auxin; response to gibberellin.
UUUAUUAUUACAUAUAAAUCUUCGAUUUCAUAUCAAAUACUUAUGUAUUUAUUGGCGAAUAUGGCCGGAGAGGACUUACCAAAGCCUUCCCAAUCCGGCCAUCACGGUGUUGAUAUGUCUUCUGCAAUGACCGGAAUCACUUUAUUUGGUGUCCGAAUAUGCACGUUAGAAAGCGAUGAUGUCGAAUCCAAGACUAAGAAAACUCCGAAUCUUCGAAGUUUGGAAGCUUCUAGAAGGCAUGAAAAUUCAAGGAACGCGACACUUCACGACUCUUUCAAAUUGCGUCGCAAAAAGAAGAAAGAGCUAUGGUUGAACGACGAGCAUAGAUCAUUCUUGGAGGGUCUUGAAAAGCUAGGAAAGGGUUCUUGGAAGGAGAUAUCGGCGAAGUAUGUGCCAUCAAGAAGCGCAGCUCAAGUAGCAAGUCACGCUCAAAAAUACUUCAUUUGGUUGGCGAAAACUAAUAAGAAAAGACACAGUGUAUUCGAUGUUGUUAGCAAUAAAUGAAACAUUUGGUAUCGGAUAUUCCAAAUGUAAUUUCAAGUAUAUGUCUGAUUCCAUAUUUCAAGCAUUUGUAUCGGGAAUUUAGCUUUAUUCACACCUUAUUUUUUUGAAUA